Messenger RNA from Durusdinium trenchii, 1596 nucleotides. Lineage: Eukaryota; Dinophyceae; Suessiales; Symbiodiniaceae. The record is from the annotation of a GenBank genome assembly.
AUGGCUCCACAGGUAUUUGAUGCCUUACAAGGCUUGUGCACACCGCGCGAGCGCGAGUCGUCACAGGUUUGGGCCGAAUCCCCGGCCCUACCAGCUUGGCGGCCGGAACUCAACCAUUGGCCACAGUCAGUGGCUGCAUGGCAAGCUUCCUGCGAGGGUUUGCCAUGUGGCAGGGCCUUGGCAGCAGAAGACAUGGAAGAGAUUGAUCGCUUUCUCAAGGGUUUGGAAGCACCUGGCUCAGCAUCAGCGUCCACAUCCAGUUCUAGAGGCGAAGUCCGAAAUCCAGGUGAGCCCCACAAUCCGGAUGAAGAGCGCUCGGAGUGGGCACAGGCACCCGACGAACCGAUGGAGCACUGCAGCUCUUGCGGACGCUCCUUCUGGGCCAGCAGAAUUGAGGUACAUGAAGCCGUGUGCACAGCCAAGCGCCCACAGGUUCGGCGAGUCUUCGAAUCCCAGCGGCAGCGGCUCCGGGGCCUACCGGGCGUGCGGAAUGAGGCCAAAAUGAGCUCGGCAGUGAGCAGAUCAACUCCGAAGCCAAAAGAGGAAAAGGCUACAGAGAAGAAGACUCCAAAGGCCUUGCCAAUGCGGCCCAGGUCUAGCAGAGCUACUCCGAACCGUGUGGGGAAAGCACAAGAUCAGGCCGAGCGUGCGCAGCACGAGCGCCGCACAUCUCGCGAAGCUUCGCUGGUGACCCCCGUCAAAGUUGCGAGGUCGUCGAAGCUUGGAAAGGCAUCCAGUCCCGCUGCCAUAGCUUCGAAAGCAAUGCACCCAAUGAGCGGUUCAGGUCGAGAGAAAGAGCUUGACACCCCGCCAAGGCUACAGAAAGAGAAGUCGGUGAAGAGAUCCGAGAGGCCUUUCAAGGAGCUGCCCGAGGUCCGGUGGCCGCCAGAAGCGUCAGAGUCUUUGGAGGAUGCAAAGCCUCAAGCUGGCUCUGCACACUCAUCUGUUGAUGCCAGCAAGGUGAUUUCGAAGUUACGGUCAUGGGCAUUUUCCUCUGAGGAGUCGCUUCCAGCGCGCGCUGAAUUUACGUGGACAGCCGCCAGUCCUGUGAAUGAGUUUGCGGAACUGCACAAGAAACUCUUUCAGUCGGUGGAGUCGCUGGCAGACUCCCAGGUAACACCUUCGGUGGUGGAGAUUCCCUUGGAGCCACAGGAGGAGACACCUUCGGAGGCAGUGGAAAUGCCACUGGAGCCACAGGAGGCGCUCUUCUCGAAAGAGGAGUCCGAACCAUGGGCCUCCGAGGAGUCACUAGCAACUGAACUCUUCAAUGAUUGGAUGCAGUCCAGCAGCCGCAAUCGCUUGGCGCUGGUCUCGGAGGCUGCAGCACUUUGCGCUGAGGUGGAUGCCAUGUUAGGUGUGCAGUCAGAGAGUCCCGACGAGAGCAGCCCAUCAGCUAGCUGGACAAAGGUGACUGAGACAGAGGAGCCCAAAGAGUCUCUUGAAGAAGGUCUUGAGGUUCAUCUCCAUGAGUUUCCGCCGUAUGACCCAAGUAAAUACUAUGAAGAUGAUGCCGAUGAGCCUUCAGAGCUGCAGAGCUGGUUAAAGAAGUGCGCCAAACAGAUCCAGCAACGCCGGAAUGAGAUGGAGCAGCGUUGA